This is a messenger RNA of Clupea harengus (Atlantic herring), 709 nucleotides long. It is a transcript of the gene dhx35, whose product is annotated as probable ATP-dependent RNA helicase DHX35. The record is from RefSeq and is a predicted model, not a curated record. Gene Ontology annotation, molecular function: RNA binding; helicase activity; ATP binding. The annotation marks the transcript as partial. The transcript has 9 exons. Gene Ontology annotation, cellular component: intracellular anatomical structure; catalytic step 2 spliceosome. Lineage: Eukaryota; Metazoa; Chordata; Actinopteri; Clupeiformes; Clupeidae.
UGUUUGUGGGUUAUGAUAAAGUUUUGAAGAAUGUGACGUCAGUUUCAAGAUGGCGGCGCCCCAGUCCACGAUGAAAUUCUGGAAACCCGGAGCCGAUGCUCCGGGUAUUUCGGAGGAGCGUGAGCUAACGACCGAGACCACUGGCUCCCCAGUUAUUUACAACCCGCACACUGCGCUGUCCAUCGAGAAGCAGCGACAGAAUCUUCCCGUUUUUAAGCACAGAAACAAUAUCCUCUAUCUCUUGGAGAGCUAUCAGACAGUGAUCAUUGUUGGAGAGACAGGAUGUGGGAAAAGCACACAAAUACCUCAGUACCUCUUAGAGGCAGGUUGGGCCGCAGAAGGAAAGGUGAUAGGGGUGAAACCUCGGAGAGUGGCAGCUACAUCUGUGGCCAACCGCGUGGCAGAGGAACGCGGGGCACUGCUCGGGCACGAGGUUGGCUACACCAUCAGGUUUGAUGACUGCUCUGACCCCAAUGCCACUCGAAUAAAGUUCCUGACAGAUGGGAUGUUGGUAAGGGAGAUGAUGGCAGAUCCUCUGCUAAAGAAAUACAGUGUCCUUAUGUUGGAUGAGGCUCACGAAAGAACAUUGUACACAGACAUCGCCAUUGGACUCUUGAAAAAGAUUCAGAAGAAGCGGAGGGACUUACGAGUGAUCGUUGCAUCUGCUACCCUGGAUGCCAAGAAAUUUCAGGAGUUCUUCAAUCUGAAU